Numida meleagris (helmeted guineafowl) is the source of this 6792-nucleotide messenger RNA. RefSeq names its product early B-cell factor 1 (gene EBF1). The record is from RefSeq and is a predicted model, not a curated record. Lineage: Eukaryota; Metazoa; Chordata; Aves; Galliformes; Numididae. The coding region runs from base 184 to 1998 and encodes 604 amino acids. Gene Ontology annotation, biological process: regulation of transcription by RNA polymerase II. Gene Ontology annotation, molecular function: DNA-binding transcription factor activity, RNA polymerase II-specific; RNA polymerase II cis-regulatory region sequence-specific DNA binding. The transcript is spliced from 17 exons.
CGGAGGACAUUGGGUUCGUCUGUGACUGGGAACUCUGGUUCGACGCAGGAAUGUGGAUGUAAGAAAAAAUCUCGUGCAAAGCGUCUUUGCUGGGGAGGAUGUGAUGAGCGAAAUGCUCCCAAGCCCCUUUCUCCACACCGGCAUAAAACACAGAAGGAAGAUUUGCGCUGUUGUUUCUGAUUCAUGUUUGGGAUCCAGGAAAGCAUCCAGCGGAGCGGGAGCAGCAUGAAGGAGGAGCCCCUCGGCGCGGGGAUGAACGCGGUGCGGACGUGGAUGCAGGGAGCGGGCGUCCUGGACGCCAGCACGGCCGCGCAGAGCGGAGUGGGUCUGGCCCGGGCUCACUUCGAGAAGCAGCCUCCUUCCAACCUGAGGAAGUCCAACUUUUUCCACUUCGUCCUGGCUCUGUAUGACCGGCAGGGGCAGCCCGUGGAGAUCGAGCGCACCGCCUUCGUGGGCUUCGUGGAGAAGGAGAAGGAAGCUAACAGCGAAAAGACCAACAACGGGAUCCACUACCGCCUGCAGCUGCUCUACAGCAAUGGGAUCAGGACGGAACAGGAUUUCUACGUUCGCCUCAUCGACUCCAUGACCAAGCAGGCGAUAGUAUAUGAAGGCCAAGACAAGAACCCCGAAAUGUGCCGAGUUCUGCUCACGCAUGAAAUAAUGUGCAGCCGCUGUUGUGACAAGAAAAGCUGUGGCAACAGAAAUGAGACUCCAUCAGAUCCAGUGAUAAUUGACAGGUUCUUCUUGAAAUUUUUUCUCAAAUGUAACCAAAAUUGUCUAAAAAAUGCAGGAAACCCUCGAGACAUGCGUCGAUUUCAGGUUGUGGUGUCUACAACAGUCAAUGUUGAUGGCCAUGUGUUGGCAGUGUCGGACAAUAUGUUUGUGCACAACAAUUCCAAGCACGGGCGGAGAGCUCGAAGACUCGAUCCUUCGGAAGGUACGCCUUCUUAUCUGGAACAUGCAGCUACACCAUGUAUCAAAGCCAUCAGUCCAAGUGAAGGAUGGACUACAGGAGGUGCCACUGUCAUCAUCAUAGGAGACAAUUUCUUUGAUGGGUUACAGGUCAUCUUCGGCACCAUGCUGGUUUGGAGUGAGCUGAUUACUCCUCAUGCCAUCCGCGUACAGACACCUCCCCGACAUAUCCCAGGGGUUGUAGAAGUCACAUUGUCCUACAAGUCUAAGCAGUUUUGCAAGGGAACGCCUGGAAGAUUCAUUUACACAGCUCUGAACGAACCCACCAUUGACUAUGGUUUCCAAAGGUUACAGAAGGUUAUCCCCCGGCACCCUGGUGACCCUGAACGUUUGCCAAAGGAAGUAAUACUUAAGAGGGCUGCUGAUUUAGUAGAAGCACUCUACGGUAUGCCACAUAAUAACCAGGAAAUAAUCCUGAAAAGAGCAGCAGACAUUGCAGAAGCGCUCUACAGUGUCCCUCGCAAUCAUAACCAGCUCCCCGCCCUUGCUAACACGUCAGUCCAUGCAGGAAUGAUGGGAGUGAAUUCCUUUAGUGGUCAGCUAGCUGUCAACGUAUCUGAAGCCUCACAGGCCACCAAUCAGGGUUUUACUCGCAACUCAAGCAGCGUGUCACCUCACGGCUAUGUGCCAAGCACCACCCCUCAGCAGACAAAUUACAACUCUGUCACAACAAGCAUGAAUGGCUAUGGGAAUGCUGGAAUGUCAAAUUUAGGUGGUUCUCCAACCUUCCUGAAUGGAUCUGCUGCCAAUUCUCCCUAUGCCAUUGUGCCAUCAAGUCCAACAAUGGCCUCCUCCACUAGCCUCCCGUCCAACUGUAGCAGUUCGUCUGGCAUUUUCUCCUUCUCACCAGCCAACAUGGUCUCAGCAGUGAAACAGAAGAGUGCUUUUGCGCCUGUUGUGAGACCGCAAACUUCUCCUCCUCCCACUUGCACCAGCACCAACGGCAAUAGCCUGCAAGACCAGUCUUUUGUGGACUCUAGCAAGUACUCCACUGCAGGGUCUCUCCAGGGGCUGGCCUUCUCCUGAAGUACGUCACUCAAUCUUCCCUUCCUUUUUUUCCUUUGUCAUAGUACACUUGUGCAGAGAUCCUACUGGGAGCAAAUAGACCGUUACAGAGCUUGGCACCAACCUCUGCCUUUCAUACAUAGAAGACACAUUACAAACUAACAGCAGCAUUUUCCAGUUUAACUCAUAUCAGGGAGUAUAUUAGUUAGCACUGAUGAAUGCACAUCUGUGCCAAUUAAUUCCACAAAUGUGCAGGGCCUUUUUGAAUGUUGGUAGGACGGGGCUGUUCCUUUUCUGCACCCUCUCAUUAUGAAGUAUUCCAGCAUCAGCGCCUAAAUCCCUUUAGAAGCGUUGAGACAAGCUGAGGGGUGGCAGACAAAAGGUUGUCAAAAUGAGGAUGCUCAAAGACCAGCACCGCCCGUUUCAGUGUUAGGUUCAGCCUAUUUUACAACACUGUGCCUAAAUCUUUCUGUAUAAUUACCUCACUCUGCAUUAGUGUGCCGAGAGAGAUGUUUUCAUGCUCACUUAAACUGAGGAGUUUUCUUAACCAGCUGCCUCCAGCUGUGCCAGAGGUGGAAAAGAUUUUGUGGUAUGCAUUGUGCUUCCCCCAGACUUGAAGUCUAUUUUCCUUUCCAUGUGCUUGUGCAUACUACCAAAGAGCACUGAGCAGGGGACAAAAUCUUUCAUUUUAAAGCUGUGUUUGGAAGGAGGUGCACAGAGACGAUGGCUCCACAGACUCCACAUGUCACCUUACAGCCUCUGAAAAGAGAGACGCUGGGCUUGCAAGCAUAGUGCUGAUAGUGCUGUUACAGCCAGAAAAUCUAUAUGCAGGCAGAGCGGAAGGAGUUCAUUCAUAAAAGCUGAGAUCCAUUGUGACUGAAGGGAAGCACUAUCCUCGGUGCAUUUUACACUGGUGAUUUGGGAGGAUGAGUCCUUGCAGAUUUAUGCAUGCACAUACAGAAACUGUGAAAAUAAUAGGAAUGUAGAAGCAGUUCUUGGGUGCCUUCGGUAAGCACUGCUGUAAAUACUGACUGCAUCAAGAAUAAAACACAGCAGAGUUUUCAGAUGAGCUGUAUUGCUUCGAGUAUAAUUUUUCCUAUGUUUUAAAAAUUUGGUGAUGCUGACAUGCUACAAAUGUUAAAGGCAGCAGCUGAGAGUGUUUUGCUUGAAUUAAAAAAAAAUUUAAAAGGAAGUAAGAGCUGACUGCCAGAACACACUGAUGUUUUCGUCAUCUCUUCACCUUGUCCCAGUGUGCUGUGAGGUUGGAGAGAAAAAGCGAGUAACCAGAGAAGAUUUUUCUCUUGUUUUUCCUUUCACGGGACACAGAAUUCCCAGAUUCUGCCUACUGGGUUAUGGAAAGCAAUUAUGGAACAAGCUGAGUGCCGGAUGCAACUGGGGCUUGCUGAUUGCCUCCUCAUUAUGUCACAUCCAGAUCUGUAAUGCCCAGAAACCACACAGAUCUGAGUGUUUCCCCUAAUUUUUAGUUAGCAAUUCAGUUUUCAUAAUAGGAAUGAGCCACCAAAAGAUGGCUCGCUUUAGGGUCAUCACUGAACUUCUUGGUGAGUUAAAGAUGCACAGCCUUUAGCCCCAUGCCUUCCGACACCACCCGAGGCUUGUAAUAAUCACUCAGAAAUGCACUGCCUGUUGUGCCUUAUUGCUUAAAUAAACAACCUUGUAUAAGGAGGCUGUCUUAUCUCUCUUGGGCUUCUGGAUACAUCAGAAAGCAAUCAAGCUUUCCGUAUGUAGCUUAGAUAUCAGUAGAACUCACUAAAACAACUGCUAGGCUUAUCUGUUGUUCUCUUUGCCAUGCAAUUUUAUAAGACUCAAAAUACAUUAUUUCUGUAAAUUGCUAGUGGCAAAUGCAAAUUAGUAUAUGAUAAAAGAAAUAAUGCCCAUUGGUGGGAGUUUUUCUAUUCUUUGCCCUCUCUUUUUGGAGGUGUUGUGAUCUCGUACCUACACUGUUUCCCGCUGCUAUCUCUGUUUUCGGGAUCAAUGACAUGCUAAAGCUGAGAGAAUUUGCAUGACUAGAUGUAGCACUUAUGGAAUAAAAGUAAAGUGAUAUAAAUGAAGACUUGGAAAGAAUGGAAAUAUCAAGGCUUUUAGGUAGAAAAGAGAUCAUUUUGUCAUUUGCCUUGUAAUUUAAUUCAGAAUUUCAGGGCUCUUCAAAGGCAAUAAUGCUCUGAAAAAAUGAACAAAGAUCUGCAUCUGUGCAGUUUUCUUCUAAUGGCAAAAGGUGCAUGGCUGAUAAGUAACUGUGGGGAAACAAAUCAUGAAGGGAGGAGUUACAGUUAUGUCACCUUAAUCUAGGAGCUUACACAGUGAUGACAGCCACACUGUCCCAAGAGAAAAGCAAUUCUUGACCACUUUUUGGUAAAAUUGAUUUGGUUUUAAUGAAUCUUUUAGCUUUAGAUUUUUCUAAUUUAGGAAUUACAUUUUGACACUAUCUGUAGUAUAUGUAAUUUUUCUAAGACAAAACAAUGUUUUAAAUUUAGACAUUAGAGGUAUGAAAAGGACAAAAUGCUGAAGUCGGGAAUUAAUUAGCCAUCUGACUCAGUUCAGUUGCACUCAUCACCUACAGGAAGAAUCAACUUAUUCCCAUCUGCUUAACUCAUAGUUUAUCUGAGCAAUAAAGGAGGGAGCACUGCUCUCAGCGUUGCUCUCUGUGCUGUGAUAUACAUCUCUGGUGUCUAAGCACUGCAGCUUCCCACAUUCAAAAAUCUUUGAGUGCUUUACUAGUGGGGAUAAAAGUUAUUCCCAGGUUAGAAAGAGAAGCAAAUCAAAAUACUUGAUUUAAUAUAAUGAGCUAGAAGGAGAAUUAGUACCAAAGUCGGAGUCUCAGGUCCAUGCAUACUUCAGUGUUUCAUAUAUUCAUAUAAGAAAUACCUUGAGCUGUGAGUGAUUGCCUCACAUGUCUGCCACAAGCAGAAUUACAGUCUGGUUGACUGUACCCAUCAUGGCAUUUUAUGGAUGCCGUGGAUGCCCAUGGAUCAGGGUUCAUACCCCAGCCCACAAAUGUAAUGAUCCCAAGAGCAGAGUAGGGAGCAACUGAGUAUCACAACAAUGAGGGCAUUGCUUGACUUGGUUUUGCUUCAUUUUCAGUCACCUGUACCAAGAGUAAAGCCCACUUGUGGGCACUCAGGACUGACUAUUUGAGAUACUCUUGAAAUAAAACCCUUUGGCGAGGAAGGUUUAAACUAAACUAAACAAAAGUACUAUCAAGUUCAUCCUAUGAUGUACGAUGAAGGAGACAGGAUAGCUGUGGAGAUAACAUGAAAAUGCAUCCUCAGAUUAUCUUCUGGUAGAAUCAAAAAAAGCCCAUGUCAGGAAAUGCCUCAGCAAGGAAUAUUUAAGACAUAACACUGUCCUCUGUACUAAUUACUUGAGUGUCUUCUUGUAGGGCAUAAGCAAUGUAACUCACCUCUCUGUCCCUUUAAUCCUCAUUCCCAGCACCUUGAAGGGCCCUUAUGUGGAGCAAAAACCAUCACCAUAGUUAUUCCAUGUAAUUUGUUGCUGAAUGAUAAAUUCUAGGAAUCAAAAUGCUGCUGUACAGUUGCAAUGUGUCACCUCUGGGGAUGGCCUGCUGCAAACACGGGGAUGUGUUUUGCAUUCUCGCCUUCUCUUCUCAUUUUAUUUCAUUUAAUCAGUGCAGUUUACUCGAGCUGUUCUCCCUUUGCUGAUUAGACUUGUAAUUCUUGCACAUAUGGUGGUGUUUGUGGAGAAAACAUUUCCCUCCUCUCCCCCUCCAACCCCAAAUCUGCGAGUCUUUUACUUUGGCUCUGUUCUUAUCAAAUAAUUGCAGCUGUAAUUAAAGCACAAUGAAUCAGCACCAGUCACAGGGUUGAUUUCUUCCUUAAGAAAUUACAUGUCCAGAUGUCGGAGAUGGCAGGCAGUUCUAGCAUUUAAAUAAUGUGCCCAUGAAGUGCCGCCAACCUGAAGGCAAAUCUGUUUUCUACCUUUCUGCAAAUAACCAUACAACUGGCGUUUUAAGGACGUGUUGUUGUCACAGCUUUCAUCAUAAACUUACAUGACUACCUCCUGUAAUGAUGUGCUUGCUCACAGGACGCUUGCUAUGUCUGAUCCCUCAUAAACAGAGCCCAACCUGGAGGUCAAGCUAGGUGAAAGGCUGUAGCUGUUGACUUUGAAGAAAUGUCUCUAAGAGAGGUGGUAGUUCCAUAGAAACGAAGGUUAGAAAGCAAAAUAAAGGGUGCAAUUCAGCCGACAAUAGAGAGGACAUUCUAAAUUAAAGUUAACGUGCUACUCAGUCAAUGUAGUUGAUGGAAUCUCCUACAAGUGUAAUAAAACCGUGAAACCAUCACUUAGUUAAGGGCAUAUUUCUACUGCAAAUUUAGAUUUUAGAGUUUAAGUCCCCUUCUGAGCACCUGGAAAUGCAUGCAGGUUGAACACUGAACUUACUAGAGAAAACCAGCAUAGGAAAAUGAACCGCUGUUACUCUGCCUAAUGCAAAAAAUGCACUGUUGGAUUGAUAGCUCCAGUGGCCUAUGGGACUUCAGCCAUUUGCUCAUAUGUGGAGCAAAACAAACAGUGGAAUGUGUGGCAAUGGCUGAGGCAGGUUUAAGCCUGCUGAAUGUUUUGAGAUUUUGAAGCUAAAAUAAAAGAGUAAGUUGGGGCCUGAUUCUCACAUCAGGCAAAGUGCAUUUACUCUGCAAGACAAUCACUAAUUUCAGCAGUCUCUAGCAAUUUACAUUUUCCAGCCAGAUGCGUUGCUAGUAAAUGUUUAAAGGUUGCGUUACAAUGCACAACAGUAACUCUUCUCCCUCUCUUUCUCUCUCUCCUUCUCUCCCCCACCCUCUCCUU